Molecule: messenger RNA, 177 nt
Organism: Sphaeroforma arctica JP610
Lineage: Eukaryota; Ichthyosporea; Ichthyophonida
Exons: 1
Source: RefSeq, a predicted model, not a curated record
AUGUACCCACUCUCCAAAUUCGGCAUUUUCAAGGAUACCAAAUUCCACGGAAAGCCAAUUCAAUAUCCUGCGUACAUGAUGACUUCCGAUAAUUUCUCGAGCCGAAAGUACGCAAACACCAGCCACCGCCGACUGAAGAAUGUCUGCGUGAUCAUGGAAUGGAUCCCUGAUGUGGCA